Drosophila mauritiana is the source of this 483-nucleotide messenger RNA. RefSeq names its product protein new-glue 3 (gene ng3). NCBI's taxonomy places the organism in Eukaryota, Metazoa, Arthropoda, Insecta, Diptera, Drosophilidae. The record is from RefSeq and is a predicted model, not a curated record. The transcript has a single exon. Bases 1 to 414 code for a protein of 137 amino acids.
AUGCGCUACUCCUGUGUUCUUUUGCUCCUGGCCACCGUUGCCUGUCUGCUAAUCGCAGAGACAGGUGGCGCCUCGACCACCACGACCACUUCUGCUUCGGCUACCACCACCACUUCCGCCUCGGCCACAACCACCACCGCGUCGGACACAACUACAACCACAGCGGCGACCACAACUACCUCCUCCUCCUCCUCAAAGAAAAAAAAGAAGAAGAGGACGGUCCACUUUACAAGUCAUGUGUAUAAGCCAAGGCGGAUACGACAUUUCCACAGGCACAAGUCCGACGAAGAAAGCUCCACCGAUCGCACCAGCACUCGCAACCGUCGUAGCAGCAGUGGCAGCACCAGUAGCCGCAGCAGCAGUGGCAACAGUCGCAUCCGCCGCAGGAGAGCCCGACGUGCACGGCGCCUGUGAGCAUCUCGUACAACAAUCCAACUGAUCUGAUCCUGGCGUCUUUGAAAACGUAGUUUUUCUUUAUGUUUU